Molecule: messenger RNA, 6990 nt
Organism: Pneumocystis jirovecii RU7
Lineage: Eukaryota; Fungi; Ascomycota; Pneumocystomycetes; Pneumocystales; Pneumocystaceae
Exons: 20
Coding region: 1-6990 (2329 amino acids)
Biological process (GO): TOR signaling; protein phosphorylation; negative regulation of macroautophagy
Cellular component (GO): nucleus; TORC1 complex; TORC2 complex
Molecular function (GO): protein-containing complex binding; protein serine/threonine kinase activity; protein binding
Source: RefSeq, a predicted model, not a curated record
AUGGCAUCUUAUUCAUCAAAACUAGAUGCUUUAUUUUUGGAUUUAAAGAGCAAAAAUGAAGAAACUCGGAAUAAAGCGGCAAAUAGUUUACGAGAAUAUGUUAUUUCUACAUCCCGGGAAAUACAAGAAGAUGCAUUUGUUUCUUUUAAUAAUGAUAUAAAUCGCAGGAUUUAUGAAUUGGUUCAUAGUAAUGAUAAUUAUGAGAAACUUAGUGGAGUUAUUGCAAUUGAUAAAUUAAUUGAUUAUGAUGGAGAGGAAAAUACUGUUAAAAUAACUCGAUUUGCAAAUUAUUUAAGGAUUGUACUGCAAGGAAACGAUACACAGACAAUGGUACUGGCUUCGAAAGCUUUAGGGCGUUUAGCAGUUCCUGGUGGAACACUAACAUCAGAAUUUGUUGAUUUUGAGGCCAAAAGAGCUAUAGAAUGGCUUCAAGGUGAUAGAUACGAAAAUCGAAGAUUAGCAGCCGUACUUGUACUUCGAGAAUUAGCGCUGAAUUCUCCAACACUUAUAUAUUCUUAUAUAUCUCAAAUAUUUGAUUUGAUUUGGGUAGCAUUACGAGAUUCAAAAGUAAUAAUCCGAAAUUCCGCGGCGGAUACACUUAGUGCAUGUUUAGAAAUUAUAUACCAGAGGGAAAGCCAGCUUUGUAUUCAGUGGUAUGUAAAAAUUUUAGAAGAAGCACAGCAUGGACUUAAAACUAAUAAUUCUGAUUGUAUUCAUGGAAGUUUGUUGGCUUACAAAGAAUUAUUAGUUAAAUCUGGAACAUUUAUGCAUGAAAAAUAUAUAGAUGUAUGUGAAAUUGUUUUGAGUUACAAAGAUCAUAAAGAAGGACUUAUAAAGCGUACUGUGAUCUCUUUAAUCCCUACACUAGCUACUUAUAAUCCUGAUAUAUUUGUUGUAUCCUAUUUACAUAAGUGCAUGCUUCAUCUUUUGGGUCAAUUGAGGAAAAAUAGAGAUAGAACAUGCCCUUUUAUCGCUAUUGGUCGUGUUGCAAUUGCAGUUGGAAAUAGCAUAGAGCCAUAUCUUGAUUCUAUUUUAGAGAGUGUUAAAGAAGGUCUUACAACAAAAGGACGUAGUCGAGAGACUCAAGAGGCGCCAAUUUUUCAGUGUAUUAGUAUGCUUGCUACAGCUGUUGGGUCAGCUUUGACAAAAUAUUUACAUGAGUUGCUUGAUAUGAUGUUUUGCUGUGGAUUAAGCGAGCCCUUGAGACAAGCAUUAGUGGAUCUUGCACGUUAUAUUCCUUCUUUUCUUCCUAUUAUACAAGAAAGAUUGCUAAACCUUCUUUCUAUCAUUCUGAGUGGAAAGCCUUUUAAGACAUUAGGAAGUCCUGCUAUACACCAGUCUACACAGUCUAGUUCUACAGGAAUUUAUGAUUUUAAAAUUUAUGAUAAUAAAGAUAGCGAGUUUAUCAUUUUAGCUUUGAACACUUUAGGAACUUUUAACUUCUCAGGUUACGUUUUGAAUGAAUUUAUUAGAGAUUGUGCUAUAUCUUAUUUAGAAAAUGAUAAUUUAGAAAUCAGAAAGGUAGCUGCUUUAACAUGUUGCCAAUUAUUUGUUCGAGACCCUAUAUGUUAUCAAACAAGUAGUCAUGCUAUUCAUGUUGUUGGGGAAAUUCUUGAAAAAUUAUUAAUUGUGGGGAUUACUGAUACAGAUCCUGUAAUUCGACAGAUGGUUCUAUCGUCUUUAGACGAAAGAUUCGAUAGACACCUUGCUCAAGCUGAGAAUGUUCGUUCUUUAUUUAUUGCUUUAAAUGAUGAGGUUUUUGCAAUUCGGGAAAUCACUAUCACUAUUAUUGGUCGUUUAACUUUCCAUAAUCCUGCCUAUGUUAUGCCAUCAUUAAGGAAAACUUUAAUUCAAUUAUUAACAGAGCUUGAAUAUUCUAAUAUAAGUCGCAAUAAACAAGAAAAUGCAUGUUUAUUAGGAUUAUUGUUCUCUGCUGCGCAAAAACUUAUAAAGCCUUAUGUAAAACCAAUGUUAAAGAUAAUGAUUCAGAAAGCUCGUGAUCUUAGUCCUGGUGUCGUUUCAAGCGUUUUAACUGCUCUUGGAGAAUUAGCAGUUGUUGCUGGAGAAGAUAUGAUACCAUAUCUUAGUGAUCUUAUGCCAUUGAUUAUAGAAAUAUUGCAGGACCAGAGUUCAACUGUGAAACGUGAUGCAGCUCUUCGGGCAUUAGGUCGUUUGGCAAUUAGUUCAGGAUAUAUUAUUGAUCCAUAUAUUGAAUAUCCUUCACUACUUAAUAUAUUAAUUAAUAUCCUUAAAACAGAACAAAGCGCAGCUGUUAGAAGAGAAACUGUCAAAGUUAUUGGUAUUUUGGGUGCUUUGGAUCCAUAUAGAUAUCAAAUGCUUGAAGAAGCUUCAGAGGAUUCUACUCCUGAACAAAAAGUUGUUAGUUCUGAUGUUUCUCUUUUAAUAGUUGGUAUGAGUCCGUCAUCUGAAGAAUAUUAUCCAACUGUUGUAAUUAAUACAUUAAUGAAUAUUCUUAAGGAUUCAUCCCUUAGUACACAUCAUUAUUCUGCUAUUCAGGCAAUUAUGUAUAUUUUUAAAACAUUAGGAUUAAAAUGCGUUCCAUUUUUGCCUCAGAUAAUUCCAGGAUUUCUUUCUGUUAUGCAAACUUGUUUAUCGGGUCUUUUGGAAUUUUAUUUCCAACAAUUAAGUAUUCUCGUUAGUAUUGUUAAGCAACAUAUAAGGAAUUUCUUGAAUGAUAUUUUUAAAUUAAUUUAUGAUUAUUGGAACUCCAAUUCUACUCUUCAAAUUACUAUUCUUUCACUUGUUGAGUCAAUUGUUAGAGCUCUUGAGGGAGAGUUUAAAACUUAUUUGCCAACACUUUUAUCAUUAAUGCUUCAGGUACUUGAAACAGAUACUACUCCUAAUCGGCAGUCUACUCAAGAAAUUCUUCAUGCAUUUGUCGUAUUUGGGUCCAAUAUUGAAGAAUAUAUACAUUUAGUGCUACCAGUAAUUGUUAAAAUGUUUGAAAGACAUGAUCUUUCUGUGUCAUUACGUAAAAUAGCUAUUCAAACAGUAGCUCAGUUAUCUCGUAAAGUUAAUUUUGCCGAUCAUGCUUCUAGAAUUAUUCAUCCGCUUGCACGUGUACUUACAACAGGAACACAUGAAUUAAAAAUGGCUUCUAUGGAUACUUUAUGUGCAUUAGUAUUUCAACUUGGUCUUGAUUAUACUAUUUUUAUUCCUAUGAUUAAUAAAUGUUUAAUAAAUAACCAUAUUCAACAUCAAAACUAUGAACUUUUAGUAUCAAAGCUUUUAAAAGGAGAAUCCCUUCCUCAAGAUUUAAAUUCAGAUGAAAAUGAUAGAAGAGCAGAUGAUGCAUCUUCAGCUGACAUUACUUCAAAAAAAUUAUCUGUCAAUCAACAACAUUUAAAAAAUGCAUGGGAGACAUCUCAAAAAUCUACAAAAGAUGAUUGGCAAGAAUGGAUUCGCAGAUUAAGUGUAGAAUUAUUAAAAGAAUCACCAUCUCAUGCCUUAAGAGCUUGUGCUAGUUUAGCUGGUGUUUAUUAUCCUUUAGCAAGAGAAUUAUUUAAUGCUGCAUUUCUUUCAUGCUGGACUGAAUUAUAUGAACAAUAUCAGGAUGAGCUUGUCAGGUCUAUAGAAAUUGCUUUAACAUCUCCUAAUAUACCUCCUGAGAUUUUACAAAGUCUUUUGAAUUUAGCUGAAUUUAUGGAACAUGAUGAUAAAACAUUGCCAAUAGAUAUUCGAACUUUAGGUGCGUAUGCUGCGAAAUGUCAUGCAUUUGCAAAAGCAUUACAUUAUAAAGAACUUGAAUUUAUUUCAGAACCUUCUACUGAUACUAUUGAAGCUUUGAUAAGCAUUAAUAAUCAUUUGCAGCAACCAGAUGCCGCUAUUGGUAUAUUAAGUUAUGCACAACAGCAUGGUCUUGAAUUAAAAGAGACAUGGUAUGAAAAGCUUGAACGUUGGGAAGACGCUUUGGCAACUUACGAAAGACGUUCUAUAGAAGAUAAUUCAUUUGAAGUAACAAUGGGUAAAAUGAGAUGUCUUCAUGCGUUAGGGGAAUGGGAACUUCUUUCUCAACUUGCAAGAGAGAAGUGGCUAAAUGCUGGUAAUGAUAUGCGGAGAUCUAUUGCUCCUUUAGCUGCUGCCGCCGCUUGGGGAUUAGGUCAAUGGGAAUUAAUGGAUGAUUAUAUUUCAUCAAUGAAACAUGAAUCACCAGAUAGAUCUUUUUUUAGAGCAAUAAUUUCAUUACAUCGUAAUCAGUUUAAUGAAACAUCACUUCAUAUUACUAAAGCUAGAGAAUUACUUGAUACAGAAUUUACAGCUCUUGUAGGAGAAAGUUAUAAUAGAGCAUACUGUGUUGCUGUUCGUGUACAAAUGUUGGCUGAAUUAGAAGAAAUUAUAAUAUACAAGCAAAGUAAUGAUCAACCAGAAAUUCAAUCAACAAUGCGUAAAACCUGGAUGAAACGACUAAAAGGCUCACAGCGUAAUGUUGAAGUAUGGCAACGUAUGCUGAAAAUGAGAGCACUUGUUAUUUCACCAAAAGAAAAUAUGGAAAUGUGGAUAAAAUUUGCUAAUCUUUGCCGAAAAUCAGGGCGUUUAGGUUUAGCUGAAAAAUCAUUAAAUUCUUUACUCGAUAAUGGUAAAGGAAUUGGUAAUUUUCAGUCAUGCACAAAUGCACCACCAAAAGUUAUUUAUGCUCAUUUAAAAUAUAUGUGGGCAACAAAUGAUAAAUCAGAAGCACUUGAACUUCUCAAGGAAUUUAGUACACGUUUAUCAAAUGAUUUGGAAAUCAAUUUAUCUAAUGAUACAUCUCAGUCAUUUGAUGAAAGAGAAAAAAUAAAUUUUAAUGAUUAUACUAAAUUGUUAGCUCGAUGUUAUCAUAAGCAAGGUGAAUGGCAAAAGGUUCUUCAAAAAAAUUGGUCAAAAACAAACAUCCCCGAAAUUCUUCAGUCUUAUAAACUUGCAACACAAUUUGAUCCUGACUGUUACAAAGCAUGGCAUGCAUGGGCUUUGGCAAAUUUUGAAGCAGUGUCUUUUUAUGAAAAAAAAAAUAAGAAUUUGCCUUCUGAAGUUUAUAAUGAUCAUAUUCUACCUGCUAUAAAAGGAUUUUUCCGUUCUAUUGCAUUAAAUAGUAGAAAUUCUCUUCAAGAUACAUUAAGAUUGUUAAACUUAUGGUUUAAAUUUGGAAACCAUGCACAAGUUGGCGCUGCCAUACUAGAAGGAUUUACUUCUGUAACUAUUGAUACAUGGCUAGAUGUGAUUCCUCAGCUUAUUGCUCGUAUUCAUUCACCUAAUAGUAAUAUUCAAAAAUCUAUUCAUCAGCUUUUAGCAGAUGUUGGAAGAUCCCAUCCACAAGCUCUUGUAUAUCCAUUGACAGUAGCAUCAAAAUCUCAAAAUAUUUCUCGUCAAAAAGCUGCUUUAGAAAUUAUGGAUAAAAUUCGAAAUCAUAGUGCAUUAUUAGUUGAACAGGCUUUGCUUGUAAGUCAUGAAUUAAUUCGUGUAGCUAUAUUAUGGCAUGAACAAUGGCAUGAAGGGUUAGAAGAAGCAUCUAGAUUAUAUUUUGGGGAUCACAAUAUUGAAGCGAUGUUUAAUAUCUUAGAGCCUUUACAUGAAAUGUUAGAAAGGGGUCCAGAAACUCUUCGUGAAAUUUCAUUUCAUCAGGCUUUUGGUCGAGAUCUUCAAGAAGCAAGAGAAUGGUGUAUAAAAUAUCGUAAGACUGGUGAAAUUGGAGAUUUGAAUCAAGCAUGGGAUCUUUACUAUCAGGUAUUUCGGAAAAUUACAAAACAACUUCCACAAUUAACUACAUUGGAAUUACAAUAUGUUUCUCCUAAAAUUUUAUCAGCAGUAGAUCUUGAAUUAGCGGUUCCUGGUACUUAUGUAAGUAAAAAGCCAAUAAUUAGAAUAAUCAGUUUUUCUCCUACAUUUACUGUAAUUACUUCUAAACAACGACCAAGACGCUUAACUAUUAGAGGAAGUGAUGGAAAAGAUUAUCAAUAUGCAUUAAAAGGACACGAAGAUAUUAGACAAGAUGAACGAGUAAUGCAGUUUUUUGGACUAGUAAAUACUCUUUUGUCUGUCGAUUCUGAAUCAUUUAAAAGACAUCUUAAUAUUCACAGAUACCCGGUGAUUCCUUUAUCUCCAAAUUCAGGAUUAUUAGGCUGGGUUCCAGAUAGUGAUACAUUACAUGUUUUAAUUAAGGAUUAUAGAGAAAGUCGUAAAAUUUUGCUUAAUAUUGAACAUAGAUUAAUGCUUCAAAUGGCACCUGAUUAUGAUAAUCUUACUUUAUUACAAAAAGUUGAAGUGUUUGAGUAUGCGCUAGAUAACACUACUGGACAAGAUUUAUAUAGAGUUUUGUGGUUAAAAAGUAGGAAUAGUGAGGCAUGGCUAAAUCGUAGAACAAAUUAUACAAGAUCAUUAGCUGUAAUGUCAAUGGUGGGCUAUAUUUUAGGAUUAGGAGAUCGUCAUCCAUCGAAUAUUAUGCUGAAUCGUCAUACGGGGAAAGCAAUUCAUAUAGAUUUUGGUGAUUGUUUUGAAGUUGCUAUGAAUAGAGAAAAAUUUCCAGAAAAAAUCCCCUUUCGUCUUACACGUAUGCUUACAAAUGCAAUGGAAGUUAGUGGUAUAGAGGGCAGUUUUAGAAUAACAUGCGAACAUGUCAUGCGAGUAUUACGUGAUAAUAAAGAAUCUUUAAUGGCUGUAUUGGAAGCUUUUGUUUAUGAUCCAUUAGUUAAUUGGAAGUUAAUAAAUACAAAUCCUAAUUUAACAGUACAUAGAAAUGAGCAAAGUGAUUCUAUGAAAAAUUUUAAAAAUCAAACUCAGAAAAAUGAAUCAACAUGGAAAAUACAACAUCGACCUGAAUUAUUGAAUCAAAGUGCUAUUAACGUGCUUAAUCGUGUUUCAAAUAAAUUAACAGGUCGAGAUUUUAAGCCCAAUCAGGAACUAGAUGUUCCAAGUCAAGUUAAUAGGUUAAUUCAACAAGCAACAUCUUUAGAAAAUUUAAGUCAAUGCUAUAUUGGAUGGUGUAGUUUUUGGUAA